Messenger RNA from Ilex paraguariensis (yerba mate), 336 nucleotides. The record is from the annotation of a GenBank genome assembly. NCBI's taxonomy places the organism in Eukaryota, Viridiplantae, Streptophyta, Magnoliopsida, Aquifoliales, Aquifoliaceae.
AUGAAGGAGGUCCGGACCUCUAUUCACAAGGGGACCCUUGGUUCAGCCUCUUCUCGUGGGCCAUUAAUGUUGAUGGAAUGUAUGAAUGAAUACAAAUGCGAAAGAUCAGGCAAGAAGAAGAAGAAGAAAACAAAAGGCAGAAAGCCUGCAUCUCUCGAAGAUGCUAUUAAGCAAGCGUGUGGGGACAGACAUGACUGGGAAUUCACACCCCUUUACAGAAGCAAAACCGUGUUUAUCUUCGUGGUUUCACAGUCGUCUCUGCGCCAAAUGUCAACUAAGACAGCUUUUGAACUGUUUAUGGGAACACUUACAAAACUCUACACGAACAUGAGAUAA